Mugil cephalus (flathead mullet) is the source of this 3229-nucleotide messenger RNA. RefSeq names its product protein FAM53C-like. Bases 339 to 1562 code for a protein of 407 amino acids. NCBI's taxonomy places the organism in Eukaryota, Metazoa, Chordata, Actinopteri, Mugiliformes, Mugilidae. The record is from RefSeq and is a predicted model, not a curated record. Gene Ontology annotation, cellular component: nucleus. The transcript is spliced from 5 exons. Gene Ontology annotation, biological process: protein import into nucleus.
ACGGCCGUAGCAUGCUAGCUAGCAACCAGGCUGCGUGACCAAGCUAACGCCACAACUAAUUUAGAUAUACAGUAUGGGAACGGGCGUGCGCUUUAUUAACGCACAUUUUCACAGCCUUGACAAAUCAAGUCUACAACCGUCUACUCUGACAAGCCACUAACUGGAAGCAUAUGGUGGUAUUAAGAUGAUGGUGGCAUAGUGAGGAAGUUGGUCAGUCUGGCUGGUUGAGGUGUGGAGGGGACACCACAGGCCACGCCAGGAUCCUGACUAAUAUUGUUUCCACUGCCCUCCAUUAGUCUCCCCAUCUCCAUGUCUCUCCCUGGAUCAUAGCCACAAUUAUGGUGACACUUAUCACAGAGCAGCUCCGUAAGCAGAGUUUGGAAGAACCGUAUCACAAGGCUUUCUCGUUCAAUGUGAAUGUGUCAUUACCUGCAGUGGGCUCCAGCCCCACUGUUUCAUGGAGUGCUAGUAGAUCAACACAAGAGACCAGCUCAGCCACACAUCCGUCAUCCAGUGCCUGUUUGGAGGUUACCUGUGGGCAUAAUUCCCCUUGGCCUCCUUCCCUGUCUGGAGAACCCCUCCAGGGACCAGUGGUUUCCUUCACAGAUGAGGCUUUGCAGAGUUCACCUCCACCACCACCUCCAAAACGCCACUGCCGCUCGCUCUCUGUUCCGGAGGAUCUGUCUCGGUGCCGUUCAACCUGGCAUCCCAGUGCAUCAAAGGUGUGGACCCCGGUCAUCCGCGGCUGCCACAGUGGAGGAGCGUCUAGUUCAGGCUCUGGAGCUAGCUCUUUGCCACUUUGCGGUCCCAGUCCCUCAUUCACCUCUUCCUCCAUACACUCAUCUUCUAGCCCUACCUUCUUCAGCUUAGCACUGUCGUCUGACUCACCUUUAUCAUGGGGCUUCCCAUGGGAUCCCUAUGACACACUGAAAGGAGCUUGUUCUGCCUCCUUCGCUACCCCUUCCUCCUGCUCCUCUUCACCAGCUCCCCUGGUUUCCCAUUCAUUGUUGCAGCGUCGCUUCUCCCUCUCUCCUGUGCACAUUCACAAUGCUCCCGUGGCACACUUGCCCCCCCAGCCCUCCCAUGCUCCAGCUCUCACAUAUGGCUGUGCUGGCCUGGAGCACCCAGCUCUCUCUCAAUCUCCCACUUCAGCCUGCAGCACCCCAACAUCUUCUAGACGCGACCUGCACCCCGCACUGCCACGAUGCCACUCACAGCCCUGUGACAUGCGCAAACCACGCUUGAAGAGGCGCCACGAUCCAGACGUCCUGCCCUGCCCCAGGCCAGGCCUCGACUUCAGCAAGAUGACACAGAUUGGUAAUAUUGAGACACUAGUGUGUGGAACAAGAUCCAGUGUUCCUGCGUCAUGCCAGGCAGACCAGCGCUCGGCCUUCUCACCUGCUGACUUCCUGGGACGGUCCAGCAUCGGGCCGCUAAGUGAAAGUGAAGAAGAAGAAGAAGAGGAGGAGGAAAGAAACAGGACUGUAUUAGAUGGAGGACAAAAGAUUGUUUUUGAAAGAGACUGCACAGAAUUGGACUUGAACCUUAUAGAAGAAAACUGACCAAACCUUGGCGCUACCAGUGUGAUUACUGCAUUCAUAAUCAAGCACACCUCUAGGCUUCGGGCACUCAUCAGGCAGUGACCCUGCUGCCCUACUAAGGCAUAUGUUCAGAGAUCAUAAUUAAGAACUAAGCAAGUAGGCGCUAAUAUCAAAUUACAAUGCUAUGACUGAGCUAGUUCACUAUUCAACAUUUUGCAGAAAUGUCAGUGCCUGCCUGUUCAGCACUCCAUAGGGAAAUGUGCAUGAGCAAAUAAGCAAGUUUUCAUGCGCACAGAAUUUUGAAUAAUAUUUGAUAAUAAUACAAGUCUUAGCAUUGGUUUGCAUCUUGAUAGUCUUACAUAUCCUCAUUGAAGAACACUUAUAUACAGGACUAAGCAGAAUGUUCCUAAGUUUUCCUCGACUUAUUUACAGGACAGAAAUCCAGAAGGUAGAUGGGUGGCAUUCUUCAGUGUCAUUUCACAAACCGGAGUAGUUUCAUUUUCAUAAUUGGGUCUAAGUUUAGACUUGAAUAAAUGUGAGCUGUUAAGGGUGGACAAAAUGUUGCAGUGUGUGGGCCAGAAUAAUACAGGAUUAACACAAGCAUACAGUACAUAUUUAAAUGUUCUCCUGUAACUUUAACAGGAUACAUUCCAGGAUUCACUGCACUUCUUUAAACCCCCACAGACCCUGAAGACACAUAUGUUUACUGCUGUUCUGUCAUUCAUUUUCGCUUGUCCCUUUGGAACAAGUCUUCAUCGUAAACGAGAACAUGUUCUGGUAAUAACAGAAAGACGAUUGCCCCCUUUUGUUUAUGAAUUCAUUCAUUUUUUUUGGGGGGGAAGUUCCAUAAUUGACAUUAACAUACCUUGUCAACAGUACCACUGUUAACUGACCAUGCCUUAAGCUUAAACUACAGAGGUCUCGGUGCUCUGGUCUUCUUUUCACAGCCAGACAUUUUUGCAAUCUCCAUUUGCACUGAUUCAGAUAUUUUUGAACAUGUGGCACACACUAUUACAGUCAGUUGAAUAACUGAAUCAGUGCUGCAGCUGGACUCCGCAGGGCACAAUGUAAUGUACUGUACAGUGGUUAGAGUGAGUGCACACGUCCAGCCAAUUCUGUGAGAGGAUGUGACAACGGUGGUAGCGAUGCAGAUGAUCUGGUGGCCUUUAAGAAAUGAUUUUUUCAGAUGGAAAUAUACCUGUUGCACAAUUUAUGUACAAAUAAAAUUUAAUAGAGAUUUCUUUUUUCUUUUUCCAAAAAAGUGUCAUGUCUUGCUUUUAUAAUGAAUCCUGCUACUGUCUCAAGCAAAGGGCAGCUGGACUUGUUGGGUUUUCUUUAAGUUGUUUUGCCACUCAUCCAAGUAGCUGCUGCUGUUAUAAAUGUUUGGUGUGGAGUUUUGUUAGGAAUGAAAUAGGAUACUCACCUGUAAUUAGGGGGGAUUUGUUUUGAUCCUCUGAAACUCCUAACACAAGCUGAUCAGACUUUUUCAACUGAAGAAUCUACUUUGACGAGUGGUGAAAUAUAUUGACUUCGGCUGUUAUUGUGACACCUAGUGGCUGACCUCCAUAUAAUAUUGACGCUGCAUUAAUAUACAGAGUUAUGUCCAGUCUCACAUUUUAAACAUCGGAAAUAGACGCAUAUAUAUCUAAACGAUGGCUUCGGGGAAUAAACUAUACAUUUGGCACAAA